GAUCUAGAUUCCUCAUCACGUCCACGGGAGCCUUGUACAUUAAAGACGUACAGAAUGAGGACGGGUUGUAUAACUACCGCUGUGUCACGCGGCACCGGUACACGGGGGAGACCAGGCAGAGCAACAGUGCCAGACUUUUUGUGUCAGACCCAGCGAACUCAGCCCCAUCCAUACUGGAUGGGUUUGAUCAUCGCAAAGCCAUGGCGGGGCAGCGUGUGGAGCUGCCUUGCAAAGCGCUUGGGCACCCUGAGCCAGAUUACCGCUGGCUGAAGGACAACAUGCCUCUGGAACUUUCAGGAAGGUUCCAGAAGACCGUGACGGGGCUACUCAUUGAGAACACUCGCCCCUCAGACUCAGGCAGCUAUGUAUGCGAAGUGUCCAACAGAUAUGGAACUGCCAAGGUGAUAGGCCGCCUGUACGUGAAACAGCCACUGAAAGCCACCAUCAGUCCCAGGAAGGUUAAAAGCAGCGUGGGUAGCCAGGUUUCCUUGUCCUGCAGCGUGACAGGAACUGAGGACCAGGAACUCUCCUGGUACCGAAAUGGUGAAAUACUCAACCCUGGAAAAAAUGUGAGGAUCACAGGGAUCAACCAUGAAAACCUUAUAAUGGAUCACAUGGUCAGAAGUGACGGGGGCGCGUACCAGUGCUUUGUGCGGAAGGACAAGCUGUCCGCUCAAGACUAUGUACAGGUGGUCCUCGAAGAUGGAACUCCCAAAAUCAUUUCUGCCUUUAGUGAAAAAGUGGUGAGCCCGGCAGAACCGGUUUCCCUUAUGUGCAACGUGAAGGGAACCCCCUUGCCCACGAUCACGUGGACCCUGGACGACGACCCAAUUCUCAAGGGCGGCAGUCACCGCAUCAGCCAGAUGAUCACGUCGGAGGGGAACGUGGUCAGCUACCUGAACAUCUCCAGCUCUCAGGUCCGGGACGGUGGCGUCUACCGCUGCACUGCCAACAACUCGGCGGGAGUCGUCCUGUACCAGGCUCGAAUAAACGUAAGAGGGCCUGCCAGCAUUCGACCAAUGAAAAAUAUCACAGCAAUAGCGGGGCGGGACACAUACAUUCACUGUCGUGUGAUUGGCUACCCGUAUUACUCCAUCAAAUGGUACAAGAACUCUAAUCUGCUUCCUUUUAACCACCGGCAAGUGGCAUUUGAGAACAAUGGAACUCUGAAACUCUCGGACGUGCAAAAGGAAGUGGACGAGGGAGAGUACACGUGCAACGUGUUGGUCCAACCACAACUCUCCACCAGCCAGAGCGUCCACGUGACAGUGAAAGUUCCACCUUUUAUCCAACCUUUCGAGUUCCCAAGAUUCUCCAUUGGGCAGCGGGUCUUCAUCCCAUGUGUUGUGGUCUCAGGGGACUUACCCAUCACAAUCACCUGGCAGAAGGAUGGGCGGCCCAUCCCAGCAAGCCUCGGGGUGACCAUUGACAACAUUGAUUUCACAAGCUCUUUAAGGAUUUCCAAUCUCUCCCUGAUGCACAAUGGGAAUUACACCUGCAUAGCACGGAAUGAGGCAGCAGCCGUGGAACACCAAAGCCAGCUAAUUGUGAGGGUUCCUCCCAAGUUUGUGGUUCAGCCACGGGACCAGGACGGGAUUUACGGCAAGGCUGUCAUCCUCAACUGCUCUGCUGAGGGUUAUCCUGUACCCACCAUUGUGUGGAAAUUCUCUAAAGGUGCUGGGGUUCCCCAGUUCCAGCCAAUUGCCCUGAAUGGCCGAAUCCAGGUUCUCAGCAAUGGGUCGUUGUUGAUCAAGCACGUUGUGGAAGAAGACAGCGGCUACUAUCUCUGCAAGGUCAGCAACGAUGUGGGCGCAGACGUCAGCAAGUCCAUGUACCUCACGGUUAAAAGUAAGGAAGAAGAAUGCUUCAUUUUACCUACUUAGGUCUUUGUUGGCUUAG
This is a messenger RNA of Galeopterus variegatus (Sunda flying lemur), 1899 nucleotides long. RefSeq names its product Down syndrome cell adhesion molecule-like. The transcript is spliced from 8 exons. NCBI's taxonomy places the organism in Eukaryota, Metazoa, Chordata, Mammalia, Dermoptera, Cynocephalidae. The annotation marks the transcript as partial. Gene Ontology annotation, cellular component: plasma membrane; axon. Gene Ontology annotation, biological process: dendrite self-avoidance; homophilic cell-cell adhesion; axon guidance. Gene Ontology annotation, molecular function: cell-cell adhesion mediator activity. The record is from RefSeq and is a predicted model, not a curated record.